Molecule: messenger RNA, 756 nt
Organism: Suillus bovinus
Lineage: Eukaryota; Fungi; Basidiomycota; Agaricomycetes; Boletales; Suillaceae
Product: amino acid/polyamine transporter I
Exons: 10
Coding region: 1-756 (251 amino acids)
Biological process (GO): amino acid transport; transmembrane transport
Cellular component (GO): membrane
Molecular function (GO): transmembrane transporter activity
Source: RefSeq, a predicted model, not a curated record
AUGGUGGCUCCGAGAGCUUUAGCGAUUUCGGCGGCGCACCUGCAACCAAGUGCAGAUGAGACGACUCUCGCCAAGCUAGGAUACAAGCAGGAGUUUCACAGGGAAUUCACACCGCUAGAGGUGGCUGGACUUGCAUUCAGCUAUGUUGGAGUGGUUCCUUCUUUAGUCUCCGUGCUCUUCUAUGCCAUACCAAAUGGUGGGCCUUUCGCCAUGGUUUGGGGUUGGGCAGUUGCUUGCCCCUUUAUCAUGUGCAUCGGGUUGGCAAUGGCAGAGCUUGCAUCAGCAGCCCCUACUUCUGGUGGUUUAUACUAUUGGACUUACUCGCUUGCUUCUCCACGAUGCCGUAAUUUUCUGUCGUGGAUAGUUGGUUAUUCCAAUACCAUAGAGGUCAUCACAGCAGUCGCUUCCGCAAGCUGGGCUUGUACGAUUCAAAUCACUGCAGCGAUCAGUAUUGCCUCCUCUGACGAGGCAUAUACUACCAACUGGCAGCUCUAUGGUAUAUACGCAGCUUUGGUUUUGUCACAAGCUGUCCUCGUGAGCUUUGGUACCAAGGUUUUGGCAAGGCUACAGAGAUUAUUCACAUUGGUGAAUGCAUCCCUCUGCUUCAUAGUCAUCAUUGCGCUUCCGAUCGCAACGCCACCUGAUUAUCGAAACAGUGGAAAUUUCGCGCUAGGGGAUUUCACCAACUUGGCCGGCUGGCCAUCUGGAUUCGCAUUUAUUUUGAGCUUAAUGGCUCCCCUUUAUACAAUAGGUUAG